This is a messenger RNA of Moesziomyces antarcticus, 1815 nucleotides long. RefSeq lists its product as uncharacterized. The coding region runs from base 1 to 1815 and encodes 604 amino acids. The record is from RefSeq and is a predicted model, not a curated record. The transcript has 2 exons. NCBI's taxonomy places the organism in Eukaryota, Fungi, Basidiomycota, Ustilaginomycetes, Ustilaginales, Ustilaginaceae.
AUGCCACUGCAAGAUGCCAACCGACCGAGCUACAGGGAGGUCCUGGCAGAGCAACGCAAGCAACACGGUGCCUACGAUCCGGCUCGCCUUUUCCAAACCUUGCCUCGGCACGCCGCGCGUCGCUCGCAUGUAGGCCGUGCAAUCAGCUCGUCAUCAAAGCGCGCAGGAGGGAUGCGGUUGGUCAAGCGCGAAGACACGUCGCUUGUCGAGCAAGACGUUCUCAACGCCGUGGUGGAUGCUGCCAGACCGUCCGAGGAUGUGGAGCUGCCACCAGCGCCUGUCGUCCCGGGUGCGGCGCCCGAUCCCGUCCUCCCUUCGGCUCCCGACCAUUCUGGCGCCGAGUCGGAUCCCAGCCUGCCGCCUGCACCCGACCACUCCGGAGCCCCGCCCCCGGUCAACUCGCUUCCGCCUCCUCCUGCUCACUCGAGAGCCAACGUGGCCGCCGCGCCUCAUCCCUCUACCGUUUCAGUAGGUCAGGGAUCUAAGUCUGCACUGCCUCCCCCGGCCAACGUCAGCUCGAAUGGGACGACGCCUGUUGACGCGCAGUCGAGCUCUGGUGCUGGCGCUGCUGACCCGAGCGCAGGUGGGGAUAGGUCGCACCACACCAUGGUGGCGGUGGUGAGCAGCGUUGUUGUAAUCGCUUCAGUGCUCGUCGGGGUGCUUUGGAUGUUGCGACGCUACCGACGCAGACGCACGAGCGAAACGGAAAAAAAGAACUCGUGCCAGCUUACGAGCAACUCGCAGCGUCUGCACUCGUUGGACGGCCGUCCUAAUUCGCACGCCUACUCCCCAGCCGUCCAAAAGCCUGUCCCCUAUGCGGCACACGCGGACUCGAACGAGACCCUGGUCAACAUCACACCACCCGCGGCGGCUUUGACAUACGAAAAGCCCAUGUCGCACGCGAUUGCACCCGCUUCGAACCGAGGAGUUCCCGCUGCUGGUCAGCGAGGUGUGGAGUCGGGACGCGUGGCGAUGCCGACGAUCGUAGCCCCCCGUCCGCUGGAUUCGAUCGCCGAGGUGCACGAGAUCCACACGGGCACUUCGACGCACUUUGAGAUGUGCACGCGUGGCGGUGAUGGCCUGCUCUCCCCCGGCACUCGUGGGCGUCAACUCUCCCCGACUCGAUCGCGAGACGAUACGGUGCGGCCGCUUACUGCGCCCAGCACCACUGGGUUUGGCAAAUUCGCUACCACCGGGUCUGGCUCACUCGACCGCGACACGGAUAGGUCCCGCAACACUGCAGGGGGAGGGCUUUUGGCACUGUCGCGUCCCCACAGCUCCAAGGGACGACCGACGAGCUCCAAGGGUCGCGAGAUCGAGAUGACGCGCAAAGGCUCGCAGCUCGUCAUCCGUGACCGACCGAGCACGGCCACACUUCGCCCCAUGUCGAAAGCAGGCACCACCUUCCGCACCGCUCUCCGCCGCAACGCUGCAGAAGAUGAUGCGGAUGGAGCGAUCUAUAUCGAGACCGACGGCAUCGUGGGACCCACGAGUCGCGAUUCAGUAUACCUCGAAGCAACCCCCGCUCGCCGGGGUGAACUAAGCGUUCCUGUCUCGGCAGUCUUCAGCUUUGAGAUCAAGGACGCCGUACGCCAGUCUGUACCACUCACCAUCCAGCCUGGCGCCCAACCCAGCCCCACUGCUACUGUGCGGGGCGCAGAAGCACACGACCACGCAGAUGAAGAUCGCGGUCCGGAGACGGGAGGCAGCUUGGGAGAGGGCUUCGUGCAGGAGCUCGACUGGAACGUGCAUUCGGCGAGCUUGGCAGUCGACGGCUAUCCGCCCUUUGGCGCCAUGCAUUCCACCACGCCCUGA